AGGUUCGAUGAAUUUAUCUUCGCCUUUUUUUCACUAGAAAUGACAAUCAAAAUGAUCGCUAUGGGAAUUUAUGGUAAAGGUUCCUAUUUAGCUGACUCAUGGAAUCGGCUGGACCUAUUCAUCGUCUUUGCCGGAGCAGUUGAGUAUGGUUUACCCAAUUUCAACAAUAUUAACCUAUCAGCGGUCAGAACAAUCAGGGUAUUGAGGCCUUUGCGAGCUAUAAAUAGGAUACCAAGUAUGAGAAUACUCGUUAUGUUGCUUUUAGACACUUUACCUAUGUUAGGAAAUGUGUUGUUGUUGUGUUUCUUCGUCUUUUUUAUUUUUGGGAUUAUUGGAGUUCAAUUGUGGCAAGGAGUUCUAAGACAACGAUGUGUCCUAGAUCGAGACCAGUAUCCAGACAUUGAUUUUCCUUCAGAAAUAGGGUACUUCUACAAACCAGUAGAUUCUGAUUUCAUUUGCAGUAAAAAUGCUAAUUCCGGAAUGCAUUUUUGUUCCGAUCUUCCAGCCUACAAAAAUGGAUCUAAAACUUGUAAUAUGACUGUAGAAGAAAAACAGCUGCCACCAUACAGGAAUAAUGAUACUUAUUGCAUCAAUUGGAACUACUACUUUUCACUUUGUUCCGAUAGAAAUCAUAAUCCUUUUCAAGAUACUAUUUCAUUCGAUAAUAUUGGUUUAGCAUGGAUCGCAAUAUUUUUGGUUAUAUCUUUAGAAGGAUGGACAGAAAUUAUGUAUUAUAUUCAAGACGGUCACAGCUUUUGGGACUGGAUUUACUUCGUUCUUCUUAUAGUGAUAGGAUCAUUUUUCAUGAUCAACUUGUGCCUCGUUGUUAUUGCUACUCAAUUUUCUGAAACGAAAAAACGCGAAAUGGAACGAAUGCGAUUGGAAAGGGCUAGAUUUCAAAGCACUAGUACUCUAGCUUCUUCAACGAAUAAUAGCGAACCUACUAGUUGUUACGCAGAAAUCAUUAAAUAUAUAGCGCAUCUUUGGAGAAGAGCGAAACGGAAAGUGAUGAAGAAGAUAAAGUUUUGUAGGUUAAGAAGAGAAAAGAGGAGAGAUAGGAUGAUUUCUGGAGAUACUAUUAGAUUAAAUUAUGCGAAACGCCAUCAUCCAAAUUGUUCGAGGAUGAUGCUAUUGAGUUCAACAAAUCUGCUUUCUCCACCUUAUGUUCUCAAUAAUAGGAGACGAUCUUCUGUGAUGUUUAGCGACAUUAUCAUUCUUCAUGGACAAAAUAAUACUGCAUCAACGCACAAGAAAAAUGUUUGCUCAAGCGAAAAGACAACUCAAGCAGGUGAUGGUAAUAUCUGGCAAAUAUCAGACUCAUCUAAUCAACAAAUUCAAACUCAACAAAUCCUACAGGAUUGCAAUAACAUAAUGAAUGGUGAAACAUUGACGUGCCAAGAGUUACUAGCGAUUGGAGCAAUUAAUGCAGCUUUAUCCACAGGCCAAAUUUUAUUAGAUACAUUUCUGAAUUCUCUUUCCAAAGGAAUAAGGAAAGAUCCCGAAAAUAAUUAUUUACAGCAGUUACCUGAUGAUGAUUUUUCUUGCUGUCACGACUUGUGGCAUUGCGAAUCAGAAUACAACAAUGAGAAACGUUCCAAAUUUUAUAUUUUCUGUUGUUUGAUUGUGAAAGGAUUUAUAAAUUUGUUAAAAGUGUUGAGAAAGAAAAUCAAAAUCAUAGCAGAACACAAACUUUUUCAGCAUGGAAUACUUUUAGCGAUUCUAAUAAAUACUCUAUCCAUGGGAAUUGAACACCACAAGCAAUCCGAUAUACUGACCCAAGGUGUGGAAGUUACUAAUAUUAUAUUUUCUGCUAUAUUUGCUGUUGAAAUGGUAUUGAAAGUUAUAGCGGAAGGACCCUUUGGAUAUAUUUCUAAUGGUUUUAAUGUUUUUGAUGGAAUUAUUGUGGUGUUAAGUGCAAUAGAACUAUUCAGGAACUUUACAAGCAACCAACAUACCGAUUCAGGUUUGUCUGUUCUAAGGACAUUCCGUCUUCUUAGGAUAUUAAAGUUAGUAAGAUUCAUGCCAAAUUUGAGACGUCAAUUAUUUGUGAUGCUCAGAACUAUGGACAAUGUAGCAAUAUUUUUUUCAUUAUUGAUUCUUUUCAUAUUUAUCUUCAGUAUCCUUGGUAUGAAUAUAUUUGGUUGCAAGUUUUGUAACGAUGACUCGUAUACCGAAGAAAAAGUAUGUAUUACAAAUAAAGAUGAGGACAAAGAUAGAAAAAAUUUCGAUUCUCUUUUAUGGUCACUUGUUACUGUAUUUCAGAUUUUAACUCAGGAAGACUGGAACAUAGUAUUGUCGAAUGGUAUGGCGAAAACUUCAAACUGGGCUGCUUUAUAUUUUGUAGCCUUAAUGACUUUUGGUAACUACGUACUUUUUAAUCUGUUAGUAGCCAUUCUAGUAGAAGGAUUCAGUUCCGAAAGACACGAACGAAGAGAAAGAGAGCAAAGGGAACUGGCAAGAAGGAAAAUGUCUUGCAUUAUUGAAGCAAGUAUACGAAAUUGUGAAAAUAGUAGUUCCCUUUCUAGUUCUUCGGAAAAUUGUUAUCAAGACAACAAAACAUGUUGGAAGUCUUCAGAUAUUAGAAAACUCAACAGAGGAUUAAAUGAACAUAUCUCGUCAAUUGCACUCUCCGUUAAUGAUUUUAAAGAUAAAUACACAAAUUGUUGCUACGUUUGUAAGGAUACGAAAUCAAAUAUCGAAAAAGAAGCAUUAACGAAACCUCCGGUGAAGCAGGCAUCUCCACCAAUUAUUACUCAUACAGCAGCAACUCCUCAGGACUCUCCAAGUACUAUUUUAAGAGAUUACCCGGAAUUUCGUUAUAAAGUUACAUCGGUGUCGAAUACUGCAUUAAAUGUUGAUGAUUCUGGUCACCAAUUUUCUUCCGAGUUAGUACCACAAAAUUUACCAAACUCAAACUUGCUCAUCCCUCCAAGACUGUCUCCUCCACCACUAACUUAUCGACAUUCAACAAAACAGCGCGGAUCUUCCGAUGAUUCGAACAAAAUGUGUAAAAUAAUAACAUACAAUGAAAAAAUUGGUGCGAACACAAUGACGUAUUCCGAGAAAAAUACUCCAGUUAUAAAUCCAAACGAUUCGAAACAAAGAAACAAAAUGCAGAGACAACCCUCGUUGAAAACAAACACAAAAUCAAGUUUAAAAAGGCCUAAAAGAUGUGGAGUCGAAAUCGAAACGGUUCGUUUAAACAACGGGAGAGAUCAUUUACAUUGCAAUGGUGGUGGAGGGGUUAGCAGGCAUGCCAAACACCGCAAAAGACAAAGCUCCUCAAGAAGAUCUCCUGUUAAACAUAAUGAAGCACUUCACAUCAAAAAUCAAAAUUUGAGCUUAAAUACCAGUCCUACUAAACUGCAAUUAAUAAACAAAUCCAGCGAGAGCGGAAUCAAUCAAAUACCAGUGGAAAAAUGUAUUAAAAUUAGCAUAUUUGGUAAAUUAGAAAAAUUUUUGGAAUCGACCUAUUGUUUAAGAAAUAGAGAAGAUUAUUCUUUAUAUGUGUUUUCACCUAAAAAUAAGUUUAGAAAAUACUGCUCAUGGAUAGUGAAGCAAAAUGGAUUCGACAAUCUCAUUUUAAUUUUUAUAGCUCUUAACUGUAUUACUCUAGCUAUGGAAAGGCCUAAUAUUCCACCAGAAAGUCCCGAAAAACUAUUUUUACAAUCGUGCAAUUAUAUAUUUUCCGUUGUGUUCGCUACAGAAAUGUUUGUUAAAGUUGUUGCCAGUGGUAUGUGUUAUGGCCCAAAUGCUUAUUUUACGUCUGGUUGGAAUAUUAUGGACGGUUCUCUUGUGAUAAUUUCUGUGGUUGAUAUCAUCAUGUUUUUAAUAAAUGACACAACUUCCAGAAUAUUUGGUAUAUUAAGGGUAUUUCGUUUGUUAAGGUCUCUUCGGCCUCUAAGAGUAAUAAACAGAGCUCCUGGUUUAAAAUUAGUUGUACAAACACUGCUUUCUUCUCUCAGACCUAUUGGAAAUAUUGUUUUAAUUUGUUGUACAUUUUUUAUUAUAUUUGGAAUUUUAGGGGUACAGCUAUUUAAAGGUACAUUUUAUUAUUGCGUUGGUGAAAAUUUGACUGGUAUUGAAACGAUGCAAGAUUGUUUGGCAAGAGGAGACGGUUAUUUAUGGAAAAAUCAAAAAUACAAUUUUGAUGAUUUAGUUCAAGCGUUAAUGUCGCUAUUCGUUUUGAGUUCAAGAGAUGGUUGGGUAAACAUUAUGUAUACUGGUCUUGAUGCUGUAGGAGUUGAUAAACAGCCAAAAGUCAAUUAUUCGGAAUGGCGUCUUCUAUAUUUCAUUGCAUUCAUACUAUUAGUAGGUUUUUUUGUACUUAACAUGUUCGUCGGAGUUGUGGUGGAAAAUUUUCAUAGAUGUAGAGAAGAACAAGAGAAAGAAGAAAAAAUCAGAAAGGCCGCAAAAAGGCAACUACAACUUGAAAAAAGAAGAAGAAAAAUGAACGAACUUCCCUAUUACAUUCACUAUGCUUCUUGGAGAUUAGAUAUCCACAAAAUAGUGACAUCAAAGUACUUUGAUUUAGCUAUAGCCCUAGUAAUAGGUUUAAAUGUAAUUACAAUGGCAACAGAGCGCUAUCAUAUGCCAGACUAUUGGGAAUAUGCCCUUCGGAUUUUCAAUUAUUUUUUUACUGCUGUGUUCAUUCUAGAAAGUACAAUGAAAUUAGUAGCCUUAGGUGUUAAAGUGUACGUCAAAGAUAGAUGGAAUCUUCUUGAUGUAGCAAUAGUGAUAUUGUCAGUAGUUGGAAUUAUUAUUGAGGAAAUUGUACAAGAUUUGAAGAUUAUACCUAUUAAUCCAACAAUAAUUAGGGUACUAAGAGUGAUGCGUAUUGCAAGAGUGCUUAAACUUUUGAAGAUGGCGAAAGGAAUAAGAGCACUUUUGGAUACUGUAAUGCAGGCGUUACCCCAAGUUGGAAAUUUAGGACUUCUGUUUUUUCUACUCUUCUUCAUUUUCGCAGCUUUGGGAGUAGAAUUAUUUGGAAGAUUGGACUGUAAUGCUACUCCAUGUCAAGGCUUAGGCGAGCAUGCGCACUUCCAAAAUUUCGGCAUGGCUUUCCUAACUCUCUUCAGAGUAGCGACUGGUGAUAAUUGGAAUGGGAUCAUGAAAGAUACAUUGGAAGAUGAACACUGUAGUUAUGCUGACGAUUGUAUUAAUAAUUGCUGCAUUUCGCCGAUCAUUGCGCCGAUAUUUUUUGUGAUUUUCGUAUUAAUGGCUCAAUUUGUUUUGGUUAAUGUCGUUGUGGCAGUUUUAAUGAAACAUUUAGAAGAAUCACACAAACAACUUGAGGAUGAACACGAUUUGGACGUUCAAAUCGAACAAGAAUUCGCCGAAAAACAAGAAAGAAAUGAAAGAGAACUAUAUUUGGCUUUGCAGCUUGAUCAGGAAUGUCAGAAAGAGAAACGAAAACUAAUUAAAGUCCUAUCACUGCCUUCUGAUUUCGUAUACAAUCCUCCUGGAACUGUCGUGGCUGAAAAACAGGAACCAUCAUCAGCACUAAACGCAGACUUGCAGCGUCAUCAGUCAAUAAAGCGACUCGGUCCCAAACAUUUUAAAAAUAUUGAAGAGUCAAUAACAGAUAUUUGCGAUAUUGAAGAGUCUGAUCAUUUUCCAGACAAGUGCAAUUUAAAUAUUUUACAAGAAACAAGCAAUAUAUUAAAAAAAGAUGAAAAGCCGACUUCUAAAAAUGAACUAACUCCGUCAUUUUUAAUGAUCCCUCAAGAAAUGAAACCAAUGAAACCAUCCGGAAGUUGCAAAAACUUAUUUCAAAAACAACUAUCCAUGGAUAUUGUUGAGGAGUCUUCUUUUUUGUUGACUAUUCCAAAAUAUAGCGACUCAAACCUUAGGUAUAAAACUCAAGAUGAGAGUAUUAGCGUAGAAAUAGAAGAUAACGAUAAAAGUUCAAACAAGGUUGAUCUUAUCUUGUAGAUCUAUUUUUAUAUCUCUAUACAUAGUAGUUAAGAAAACUUGUUAGAAAUAUUACUUUUCAUAAAUCUCUAUUAAAUAUUUAG
Messenger RNA from Psylliodes chrysocephalus, 6017 nucleotides. The record is from the annotation of a GenBank genome assembly. Lineage: Eukaryota; Metazoa; Arthropoda; Insecta; Coleoptera; Chrysomelidae.